UUUUGAAAUUUAUUUGUAACUAGAAAGGAAGCAGAAUUAUUUUGUCUAUAAAUAUAAAAUUUCGAUUGGUUGCAUCUGGUUCAAAGCUUAAAAUUUAAAUUUUGCGUAUAUUUUUUAAAAACUAUAAAGUAACAAAAUGGAUCCUACUAAAUAUGGUUUAAAUUAUCUUCCCUUUCUAGAAGAAUUUACAGAAACCCCAACUACACGUACACGCGUAAGUCCACGUCCUUUAAUAAUGCCUCAAGGUCGCUAUCAGGAUAAACAUCAAGACUGUUCUCUUCUUGAUGGCAACUUCAAAGGUAGCUAUCAAAGGUACUACCAACAACGGAAUCGUUCAGGUAACUAUCAAGGUGGGGGCAGCAGCAUGUAUCAACAAUUCCCACGUUAUCGGAAGGCUUCAACGAGUAUGCAUCAAAACUCCACUCUUGAUGAUAGCUACAAUAAUAAUAAUUAUCAGUUACAACCAUUAGGACAACUGCAGAGCCCUCUUAUACGUCUUUGUCGAUAUUAUGCAGAAAAAAUAUUCUCAGAAAAGAAAAUCGAGCGGAUGUCAGCAUUUAUCUCAACUAUUCAAGAAAAUGCAGCUUUUCGGAAAAUGUUUCAAUUUACUUUAAUUAUUUUCAAGAUUUUCUUUAUAAUAUCAUCCAUCGUAUUUUCGGCUAUGUCAAAAGUGUGGAGUUGGAGCUACAUUUUAUGGAAAGGUCGAUGUGUUUUGCACAGUGGUGCCCGUAUUCUAUUGUGGCGUAUGACUUUGGCAAAGUGUGAUGACGUCCUAUUUUAUGGGAUGAUUUUGGUAUUAUCCCCAGCCCUGUUUGUUGUGGCGAUUUUCGGUUUUCUGUUGUCCUGCUUCUGUGCUGUAAGAGAUUCCAUUUUGAACUUCAAGAAGUACGUCAGCGGUAUUUACUAUUCUUAAAACUUAUCCUGUCCUGAGCUAUUUAUGUUGUAUAUAUUAAAUAAUUUUUUUACAUGUAAAAAUUUUGAUUAUAUAUAUUCUUGU
Teleopsis dalmanni is the source of this 997-nucleotide messenger RNA. RefSeq lists its product as uncharacterized. Bases 137 to 913 code for a protein of 258 amino acids. The record is from RefSeq and is a predicted model, not a curated record. The transcript has 2 exons. NCBI's taxonomy places the organism in Eukaryota, Metazoa, Arthropoda, Insecta, Diptera, Diopsidae.